AAGACACUCUCACUGCAACUGAGCCGGGGAAAUCAGUUUGAGGCCUAGCAUCAUUUAAACUUCCUUCCAAGGCACGAAAGCCAGAGGAGAAAAAUGAAGAUGUGCCGUUUUGAAAUGGUCACCAAGCUGCUGGCAGCCUUGAUUCUAAUGGACAUCUUCCAGGUGAAGGUUGAGAUGUUAGACAUGGCUGACAAUGCAUUUGAUGAUGAAUACCUGAAAUGUUCUAACAGGAUGGAAAUGAAAUACGUCCCCCAACUGCUGGAGGAGGAGAAAGCAAACCAUCAGCUCUUCCAGGCUGCGUGGGAAAAUGGCAAAACCAAAUGGGAAGCCCUGAAGACUCAGGUCUCUGUCCCUAGGAGUUUUAAGGAUAACCAUGGGAUAGCCUUAGUGGCAUACAUUUCUGCAGCUCAAGAACAAACUCCCUUUUAUCAUCUGUUCAACAAAGCUGUGGAGAUAGCUGGGAAAUCUCGGAAAGAGUAUAUCUAUGACUUCCAGUUCAAAGCUUUUCAUUUCUACCUGACCAGAGCACUGCAGUUGCUGCGAAGGCGCUGUGAAGAGAGUUACAAAGCCGUGGUGUACGCAUCAAGUCCGGACACCACCUUUACCUCUGCUGCUCUACACCAAGCCAGACUGGGCAACUUCACGCUGGCAUAUUCAGCCAAACCUCAGGCAGCUAAUGACCAGUACGUUGUGCUAACCAUCCAUACAUGCUUUGGAGUUGCCGUGGAGAAAUUUGUGGAUAAAAAAAGUGAAAGAAUUGUUUUAAUACCGUUGAAUGAGGUUUUUCAAGUGUCACAAGAAGGGACUGGAAAGAAUCUUAUCCUUCAAAGCACAAACAAGACCUGCAGCCAUUAUGAGUGCUCAUUUCUAGGUGGACUAAAAAGUGAAAGUUGUCUCAAGAAUCCAGAUGAUAUUCAACCCAUCUAUGUCUACAUCCCUGGUGAGGAAAGCCAGACGCUUGAAGAUGAGGAUAAGAAAAGUCUUGAAUCUACCGAAGCACCUGGAAUGACAGUUGCAGAACCUUUUCCACUACCUGGAAUAAAAGUGGUCCAUCCAGAUGAAAAACCUGGAGACAGAAGUCAAAUAAACAUCGACAAUCCUACAGCUGCAGGUCCAGUUCCUGUUCCAAGUCCCAAAAGCCAUCCCUCUGCAUCCUCCGGCAAAAUGCUCCUUCCGUUUGGGACAGUCGUCAUUUUACUCAGCGCUUCUGCUGUCAAUGAGCUCAUUUCCCCAUAGUUCGAUGGUUUUUUUUUUCGUUUUUGUUUUUUGUGGGGUUGUUUUUUGUUUUGUUUUUUGGUCUUACUCUUUAUUUGAAAUACACUAAGGGAUCCCAGUGGAGGUCAAUAGGAAUGAUGUGUUUUUCACUUGUUGGCCAAAGUCACUUCAUAAACUGAGAACUGUACAAUUUAUUUUGUCAUUCUGUAAGUUAGUCUGGCAUCACAAAAUUAAUUUUUCAUUUAUUUCUAUAUUAAUCUUAAGAUUGAAAAAGCCCAAACUGUAUA
This is a messenger RNA of Dipodomys spectabilis (banner-tailed kangaroo rat), 1502 nucleotides long. RefSeq names its product ADP-ribosyltransferase 3 (inactive) (gene Art3). The transcript is spliced from 11 exons. The coding region runs from base 94 to 1236 and encodes 380 amino acids. Gene Ontology annotation, molecular function: NAD+ poly-ADP-ribosyltransferase activity; NAD+-protein-arginine ADP-ribosyltransferase activity. The record is from RefSeq and is a predicted model, not a curated record. Lineage: Eukaryota; Metazoa; Chordata; Mammalia; Rodentia; Heteromyidae.